Molecule: messenger RNA, 4608 nt
Organism: Anguilla anguilla (European eel)
Lineage: Eukaryota; Metazoa; Chordata; Actinopteri; Anguilliformes; Anguillidae
Gene: apln
Product: apelin
Exons: 3
Coding region: 426-656 (76 amino acids)
Biological process (GO): signal transduction
Molecular function (GO): hormone activity; apelin receptor binding
Source: RefSeq, a predicted model, not a curated record
UGGGCUUCUUAUCCAAGGCAAACAGCACGCACACGAGAGGCUGUCGCUAGCUGACUCUCUGCACAUUCACAGCUUCGCUCAACUUGGCACGUGCUGCUUUUCUCAGAGGAAAUUAAAACACAGCUCCCCGGCGGAGCUCAGAUAAAGACCUUCCUACAGUCUCCGAGUGGCGCUGUCACGCUCGCACACUGAUACAUAAAAAACCGCACAUACAGACGGAUUCACACACCCACACACAACGUGUGCGUACACGCGCACACACGCACGUAUACACACACAGACUCACUGGGAGACAAGCGCUCCCUCUCUCUCGCACACUCUCUCCCUUACAAACUCACACACGCACGCACAGACACACAUACACACACACACACACACCACUAUAACAGCCAGUGCCUGACAGGGAGUCGGAGUGGAGUGCAGAGAUGAAUGUGAAGAUCCUGACGCUGGUGAUCGUGCUCCUGGCGUCUCUGCUGUGCUCGGGCAGUGCCGGGCCCAUGACCUCCACAGAGCCUGGCAGACCAUUAGAGGAGGGGGUUGUGAGGAAGGUGGCACAGCCAAGCCCAGUCAGGAGCGCCCAGAGCCACAGACCGGCCGGCUGGAAGAGGAGACGUCCUCGGCCUCGCCUCUCUCACAAGGGGCCCAUGCCAUUCUAGAGCAGGCAUGGCCAAGAACAACCACCCCCAGGUUCUGACUUCUGUGCUCCUGUUCCUCUACACUGGAGGCCGUGCAACAGGGGCCUAGGUCAGGCCAGCUUGAAGAACUCCGUGCCUCCUGGUUCUUUUAGCAGCUUAUUUGUCUGCCCAAGAAACUGGACAAGCUUUUUUGCCCUCGGCUCUGCAAAGGAUUGGUGGGGGGUGGGGGGGAGGGCAGGUUACCUACGCUGUAAGAUUCUCUCUCUGUUUUUCCCCUCUUUCCUCUCCCUGGCAUUGCACACUUUGCAUGCCUUCUGGCCUGUGGGGGUGUCGGUUCCAACUAGUGUUAGUCUUAAAGCGUCAGAUGCUUCCUUGAGGUGUGGUGUUCUGUCUGGUAUAAGGUGAUCAUGACCAUUAAUUCCAUACCCAUAUGACUGUUUAUAUUUAGGAGUGGCAGGGGUGAUGGCAGUGUGGGGGGGGAUUAGUGGUUGAGUGAAGUAACUGUCAAUGGACCCCACACUUGGGUCUGGCUGAACUCUAAAUCCAGAUCAGAUCAGGUGAACUUCACAAAGGCUCUUAAGCAGCUUAGCUCAACAACAGACUUUCCUCAAAAAAUUAAAGGAGCUGAACCUGUUAUUCUGCUGUUGCCCUGUGAUCUUAUUUAGUUUUUACAAUGGUGAUUGUUACUCCAAAUGAAUAACCAUAAUGAGGUUAAGUGAACUUGAGAGGAAUUUAUCCAGGUCGUAAAUGAAGGUAUUUGAGCACCUCGUGCAAAUGAAAUGCAAACCCAGACACACACCCUCCUUAAAGCUUAGCGGUUCAUUUAUUCAUAAGGGAGAUGCUAUCUAAAAAUUCUGGAACGCUUGCAUCCCACCGUUGGUUCUAAUGCACAAUCCCAAGCCCUGUCAUAAUAUCGCAAAGCCUCACCUUCUGCACACCCAGAUCCUGCACAGCUGUUGUAUAUGACUGUUAACAUGGCCAGGAGUAAUCUGCAGCACAGGCAAACUUCUCCUGCAUUCAGUGAAGUGCCAAAUAAUCAUCCAUUACACAACACUGUCCGGAUGAGACAGGUCACCUCUCGUUUUAAAGAAACCAUUGACGCAUAUAGUAAGUGGGCAUUUUUGUAAAAAAAAAAAAAAAAAAGGUUAAUGUUCUAAAUUUGACUGCAUGCUCAAGGGAGGAUGUAUGAAAAAAUUGGACCAAAAAAAACUGUUCAGCACUUACUUGACAUUUUGAUAUAUAAGCCACCUUAUUCAGCCUUCCCACAGUGCACCUGUUCUAGAGAGCUGGCACAAGGGAGUUUUCACACCUGACUCACCUCCAUUGUGGGCCGAGGCUUUUUGAUUGGUGUGCCCUGAUGCCUUUUCAUUUUAUUGAAAAUUGUUCUGAUUUUGCUGAUUUUGGAUUUUUCUUUUUCUUUUAUAUAAAGGUGCUUUGAGGCUCGUCGAAAAGCAGUGUUUGAUAUGUGCAUUAUGAAAUUGACACACAUACAGCGGCAUGUACAGCAUAUAUACUUACUCUGCAACCCUGUCCGUGCAUGCGCUGCUAGCCCUGUGUCCGGAUGCAGUCCUUACUGAACACUGUGUCUUUGGUGCAGCUGCAACUUAGCUUCAUCCUGCAAGGCACAGGUGGUCCCACCUUUCAGAAAUCGGGUCAUAAAAACCCAGUGGAUAAUCUCUGUCCUCUGGGCCACGCUAGAUAAAUCGUUUCAUUUGUGAAACAAAAGAAUCACAUUCAUGACCUCCUGACAAUUAUGGUGGUUCACAAAACUAAAACUAAAACAAAUUCAAAUUAAAUAGAAUAUAUAAGCGCAAAUUGAAGAGGAAGUGUAGUUCAAUUGAUAUUUACACUGCUCAGGAAAUUUGUCUUUGUAUAAAGCUCUGAUUUUCAUCAAACAAGUGGACCUACAGGACAGCACCGCCAAAAUUACACACCUGGGGCUCUUAGGUCUUCAAAAAAAAGAAAAAUGCAGGGCAUACAGGAUUCUCCCUCUAGAAACAAGAAUAAAAAGCUGUUCAUUUUAGCUGCCUCUGUCUCCUGUGGCAGCACCUCUUAUUAAGACAGUGUCAGUAAUCGCAGGGGUAAUGCACCCAGCCAAGCUCACCUUGAUUAAAAAUGUAUUAAAUCUGAGGGCACUCUGAAUACUAAUAAUUUUCACUCCCACUAUCAUUCACUCCUACCAUUCAAAAGGGAGCUGGAGGUUUGAUUCAUGUGUGUCCUUUAGGGUGCUGGUGGGGGUGGUAUGAAAAGGGGAUGUGUCACCGAGAGGAGUACAGACCAGUCAGGUCCCCAUCUUUCCUAGGGUGUGCCUUUUGUGGUGCUGAGUUAUCAAUGUAAUCAAUGCCCUGCUUUUGACGCGUGACUGUAUCAGCCCCAUUUGCAUUAGCAGAGCUACCUAUCCACAGAACUGGAACCAACUGUUGCGUGACAGAAAAGGUAUUGGCAUUCCCUUUUGUGCUGUCACUAAAAAUGUAGCCGCUACGCUCUCCGAGGAAAACACCACCAAGAUUUCCAAAUCAAUGGCAGCUCAGUGGAAACGUUUUGUAUCCGCUCCAAGUGCCCCAUUCCCCCAGCCAUUGGCCAGCUUCCCCUCCGGACCUCUUGGUAUGGAUAUGCAGAGCAGCGCUUUUGCAGUUGGAAAAGGAAAGAAAACCUGAAAAUUCUUCCUUUGCUGUUUAAUGUUUUUUCAAUGUACAGUGACUGUUUUUUGUUGCCUUGCUGGCUGUCCAAAGCUACUUUGAAUUCAGUCUGGAAAGCACUAUUUGCUAUGAUAGCACAGGCUUAGACAAGGGCCUGCAGCACAAUACAAAAUAUGUGGCAAGUACAUUAAAGCUUCCAUGCAUUUCACUGUACAGCCCACAGUCUCCUCGAAGGCAGCAGAUUAAUGGGGCUUGGGGCAUAAAGAGGCUAACACAUCAAGGCUCAAGCCCAAAUGAUGAAUCAAUGCAUUACGUGCAGAGAGCAGAGGUUUCUUCUUAAUGGACUUCCAGCAAAGCUUUACACCAGAGAAACGAUUCCCGAUUUUCUUUCUCUCUCUCUCACUCUCUCUCACAUUCUUCCUCAUUACAUCACAAGGCCUGGGUAAUAUUGUUCCUAUGCACAAAAAAAAAUGUUUCAUGAUUUAAUGACUGAUGUUUGGGGUUUUAGCUCUUGUUCACUCUUGGUAAUGUGCAUUUGGCUGGGGCUAGGAUUGGCAGGAUUGUGAGAAAUAUGAAAAGCCCUGGGGAAAGAGGGUAGAAGGCAAGUGAACCACCAGCAUGCAAAGUGUGGCAAAAAGCCUCGCUCACUGUUUUUUCUUGUGGCUCAGCUGCAGACACCCACACCCCCCUCCCCCUUCACUCAUGAGAGACCAUACAAACCUAAUGGUGCCACAAUCCUGUCCAUAGGUUGUCAUAGCAUUAGCUUUGCUGGCACUUUUUGUUUCAAACAGUAUAAGCUUAACAUGUUCUGCACAUGUGAAACAGAGGAAAGGCAGGAAGGCAGGUGUGCAGCAUGUCUCAUUUAUUUUCUGUUAAUAAUAACACAAGCUGUGGAAUCAGCCAUUUGAAAUCCUACCACUAUCCUAAGACCACUAGCUGAACAAUCAACCGGAUAACUAGAUUGGAUCUCCCAGAGGAAUGACAUAAGUCCUAGAAUUACCUUUCAUUAGCCCUAGCAGCUUCUGAUAGGAUUUAAGGCCCAGAAUAGAACAGCCUACAUGUGGCACUUUUUGUACGGUCAGUCUGUCUCACACCUUUACUCCACAGUGUGGAAUGAGAGAAACGGAAUAAAGAAUUUUGGCCCCUGCCAUCCAGUCAGUAUCACAGCAUCACAAAGCUAAUGUUCCAAUGCCACUGUAAUAUUACUCCCAGUCUCUCAUCUUUACUGUUGAAGAUAUGUGCUCAUAUUAGCCAACUGGGCCAAAUGUACAGUCAGUCUCUGUCUCUGUUUUGGUGUUGAACUGGGCAAAAGUGUAAAAAAAGAAAAUUAAACU